AUGAGUGUUAGUUCUUCUUAGAAAUAACAAAAACCUAGAGGUGCUGGUACGUCUGGUAGAAAGCCAGGAGAUUUCGAUGAUUCAAGGUCAGAUGUCUCUUAUAUAAGCUCUUAGAAUAGCUAUAUGGGUUAAGGAGUAACAUAUCAAAACCAGAAUAUUAAUUAAUCAAAUCUGUCUUCAGCCUUGAAGCAAGCUCCAGUAUUUUAGAAUCAUUCCCAAAGUCAAUCAGAUUUAUCAUCAAGCAUGUCCCAUAUUUCUUAUGAAGAUGGAUUUUAAAAUGCAGAGUAUAAUGCUAUCACUGAAGAAGAAAGAGCUAAAAGAAGAAGAGAUGAGAAAGAAUAGAAGCUUAGAGAAUUUUAAAAUAAAACUAAGUAAAAAGCAGCAAAAUAAUUGCAAGAGUAGCAGAAAACUCAAAAAUAAGCAGAACUAGAAGCAUAAAUGAAGGAAAAGGAAAGACUCAUUAAAGCCAAAGACUAUGCCGAAAAAAUUAGAAAGAACACCUUGAAGAAAUCAAACUAAAAUAAUAGCAAUAUCAGCAACAUCUAAAUACUAAGUGAAGACCCAGCUGGCGCUCAUACUAAUUACCAUGCUUAGAUUAAAUAAGAGCAGAUUAACAGAGGAAAUAAUGAUCUUUCAGAGGUGAUUCAAGAGGUGUCAGAAGUUGAUGAACAAGAGAGAUCAAGACUUUUACUGAACCAGAUUAAUUCUAGAUCAUAAGCCAUAUUAUAGACCUAAGCUGCUCUUGAUUAACAAUAAAUCCUUGAUCUAAGAGAGCUUUAUUAGCGAAUUGAUUAAGAGGAAUUAGAAAAAAUUGGAGUUGCCGAUAAGUAAACUUUAACUGAAGAAGCCAUUCAUGAUUUACAUGAAUACUCAAUGCUUUAAAGAUUCAGAUAGAAUAGAGACUUUAGAUAGCCAGAUAGAUAUGUAGCCUAAUAGAAAACCACAAAAUAAGCUAACUAUUAUUCCUCAUAAGCAGAUAAAGAAAAUAAAUGGUGGCUGCAAUAGUAGAAUGGCAUAACUGAGUAAGAAUUAAAGCAAAAAACUGAGAAGACUCGUUAUCUUAAGGCUUUGAAAGCCCUAGUAAAGGAGAAAGGUGAAAAGUUAGAUGGAGGCGAGAUACCUAAUCUCUGCAGCUGUGGGGCUUUAGGAGAAAAUUUACAGAGCAUGAAAAAAGGUGCUGCUAAGACUUUAGUACAAAUGUGCGCUAGUAAUUGUUAAUUCUAUAAAAAUGAGAAGGAUUAUGAAAAGGCACUUAAGGAUAUUUUACACAGUCUUAGCUUAUUCAAGUGA
Molecule: messenger RNA, 1290 nt
Organism: Stylonychia lemnae
Lineage: Eukaryota; Ciliophora; Spirotrichea; Sporadotrichida; Oxytrichidae
Source: the annotation of a GenBank genome assembly